AUGUACGCCGCUCAGAAUAUAACGCCAACAGUUUUGGAUGCCAUGAACGGAAAUGUUUCCGAAUGGUAUAACGAAUGCGACAAUGCCAUUAGAAGGUCAGAAAUAGUUCCUGGAACUUACGAAUAUACAACUGCUGUUUCUUAUGGAAAUGUAGGUGAGUUUGGUGAAGGUUCUUCAACAACAGUAGAUAUUGCUUGCGACAGGUUUCAUAUUAUUUCUAUUGACAACUCAUUCUUAUACGUGGAACAAGACAUUGAAAUAAAACCUUCUGCCAAGUUGUCUGACAAGAAAGGUUGCAAUGGAAUUUUCUAUGUCGGAUACCAAUAUGCUCCAGAAGUUUUCAUGGGAUAUAAGAUAUAUUCUAACUCUGACUUAGUUCAAACAGUAACAUGGGCAAACUAUGAAUGGUUCGCUUUGAGAAACUCAGUACAACCACAAGCUAGAGAACAAACAGACCAGUAUGCAACUAUUGAGAAAAUAAGAAGACUUGACCCUAACGUUCCAGGAGUUUAUGUUAACCUUUCUGGUUCAGAUGGAAAUGCUGUCACUAAAGUAAAACUGAAACUUAGAGUUCCUU
This is a messenger RNA of Trichomonas vaginalis G3, 577 nucleotides long. RefSeq lists its product as uncharacterized. The transcript has a single exon. The record is from RefSeq and is a predicted model, not a curated record. The annotation marks the transcript as partial. NCBI's taxonomy places the organism in Eukaryota, Parabasalia, Trichomonadida, Trichomonadidae.